Messenger RNA from Rhipicephalus microplus (southern cattle tick), 1061 nucleotides. Its product is annotated as uridine phosphorylase 1. Gene Ontology annotation, cellular component: cytosol; cytoplasm. The record is from RefSeq and is a predicted model, not a curated record. Gene Ontology annotation, molecular function: uridine phosphorylase activity. Lineage: Eukaryota; Metazoa; Arthropoda; Arachnida; Ixodida; Ixodidae. Gene Ontology annotation, biological process: uridine catabolic process; nucleotide catabolic process.
AGGCGAUGGAGAACUACGAGCCCCCACCACCGCCGCACUCGACGCCUUCUCAAGCGUCCCAGGAGCCGGUGUGCCUGUGUUCGCGGGGCGAAAACAGCAGCAACGGAGACGUCGAGGGCUACGUGCACCUUCACAAUCCACACCUGGCGAAGCUCGGCUCGGACCAUCUCUACCACCUGGCCCUCUCCACCACCACUCAUUCUCUGGUGGACAUGUUUGGUGAUGUCAAGCAUGGAAUGGGUGCGCCAUCAAUGUCUAUCCUGUUGCACGAGGUGUUCAAGCUGCUGCACUACGCCCGCUGCCGGGAUGUGCUGAUGUUCCGAAUUGGCACCAGUGGAGGUGUCGGUGUGCCUCCUGGUUCGGUAGUCGUGAGCACCGGCGUUGUGAAUGGUCUCCUCCGAGAGGAAGUCGACAUGCACGUGCUCGGCAAGCUCGUGUCCCGUCCUACCAAGCUGGACGUAAAGCUGGCCGAGGAGAUUGCAGCCGAGGCCCGCCGCUCGCUGUCCGGAAUCAAUGUGGUCUUGGGAAAGACAAUGUCUACCGACGACUUCUACGAAAGCCAGGGCCGGAUGAACGGUGCCUUCUGCGACUACACGGACCAGGAGGAGCUGCAGUUCCUGGAGAAACUACGCUCCGUUGGUGUGGUGAACAUAGAAAUGGAGGCCGCCCUUUUUGCUGCCUUUUGCCAUCGUGCUGGCAUCAAAGGUGCUGUGGUGUGCGGAAUCUUUCAGGACCGCCUGAAAACUGAACGAGCCACCGAGCCUCAGAGCGUGAUCACCGAGUGGCAACUACGCUCCCAGCACGUGGUGUUGUGCUUCAUACAGCACCGUCUGGCUACUGCCGGGUCGUCAUCCUAGUUACUUCACUAACACACUCAUCCUUCAUCACCAUUUUGAGUUCAGUAAACUAUCCAGACAGAAAGAAAAACUUACGAGUGCCAAACGGUUUUUUGUCUUAAAAUUCAUAAAUAGGGGUUGUCUGCUUGAGCCAUACGCUCUUGCCACUUUUGCUCGAGCACGCAACCACUGUCCAUGGUCCCGCCGCGGUGGUCUAGUGGCUAA